GAGAGAGAGAGAGAGAGAGAGAGAGAAGGCAGACAGACACGGAGUAGGAGCCCUUAACUACUGGUACUCGAACUGCUCUACGCUGGAUAACAUACUGGCUAAUCUAUUACUCAAUCCCUGAAGGACUUCUAUCUCUGAUUCACCUUAAAGGAACCUUUGUUUAAAUCUGAAGAUCAUUUUGGUACAGAGAAGUGCUAGAAAGACUACAAUACUGCUUGGAUUCAAAGAAGUUGACUCUUUGUGAGAUGUGAAAACAACAAUCUCCCCUUGUAUCAAAAUCUCAGCUGAGCCCUUGGGGUGGUUUGACUGUAUGGAGGCUGAUUGGCUGUCCGUCCUGGGAGGCUCGUUGUGAGGUGAAAGGUCAUCAUUCCGAGGCCAGAAUUGUCUGCAGUCCCGGAGAAGCUUCACUUUCACAACAGAGCACAGGUCUCCCAUUUAGGGAGCCCAGACCUACAGGAAGAGAGGGAGAGAAAAUAAACACGGGAGAAAAAGACGCUGUUCAUGAAUUCCCCCAAAUCCUGAAAAACAAACAGUGUGAGUUGGCUGGCAGUCGUGAGGAGAGGAGCCAUGUGGACAAUAAGCAUGGCCCAGCUCUGUCUCCCGGCCUUCACUCUCCUACUGGCCUACGCCUUUGUCCAAGCAGCUGCCACCGAAGACGAUGUCACUCCACGACUCAGCUUCACUUACAAUGCAAAGGAGAGAUCAGCCAAGAGAUUCUCUGUGGAUGGAGUCUUCAAUUACACGUCUCUGCUCCUCAGUAAAGAAGAUAACAUGCUCUAUGUUGGAGCACGAGAGGAGCUCUUCGCCCUCAACCUCUCUGAUAUCAGCAGAGUCAAACUACAACGCAAUCUUACAUGGAGUACCCCGAAAAUAAAGAGAGACGAGUGCAGUUUCAAAGGCAAAGACCUACAGACGGAUUGCUUCAAUUACAUCAAGAUUUUACUGCGUGUGAACAGUACCCAUCUAUACGUGUGUGGAACGUACGCCUUCAGCCCAAUCUGUGCAUACAUAAACACAGCUGACUUCACCCUGGUGAGAAGCCAGACUGGAGAGAUAGUGACAGAGGACGGACGCAGCCGCUGCCCUUUCAACCCUGAGUACAAGUCCACUGCCAUCAUGGCCGAUGGAGAACUGUAUGCUGGUACGGUCAGUAAUUUCCAAGGAAAUGAACCUAUCAUUUACAAGAGCCUGGGCCAAGGCGCUGCCCUGAAAACAGAAAACUCCUUGAACUGGCUCCAAGACCCAGCCUUUGUGGGCUCUGCCUACAUCCAGGAGAGCCUGCCCAAAGGCAACCCAGUGGGCCACGACGAUAAGAUUUACUUCUUCUUCAGCGAAGCGGGAAAAGAGUUUGAUUUUUUUGACAAAACCAUUGUGUCACGCAUCGCUCGCGUGUGUAAGGGUGACAAAGGAGGAGAGCGGGUGCUGCAGAAGAAAUGGACCACCUUCCUAAAAGCACAGCUCCUCUGUUCGCUGCCUGACGAUGGCUUCCCCUUCAACAUCAUCCAGGACAUGUUUGUGUUGACGCCCCGCCCAGAAGACUGGAAGAACACCGUGUUCUAUGGGGUCUUCACUUCACAGUGGUAUAAAGGGGCCUCUGGCAGCUCAGCAGUGUGUGCCUUCACCAUGGAACAGGUGGAGAAGGCCUUCAACGGCCGUUACCGGGAGGUCAACCGGGAGACCCAGCAGUGGUACACCUACAACCACCCUGUCCCUGAGCCACGGCCUGGAACGUGCAUCACUAAUGCAGCCCGGGACCAUGGCAUCCCCUCCUCCAUGCACAUGCCUGACAAGGUAUUGAACUUCGUCAAGGACCACUUCCUGAUGGACAGUGUGAUCCGCAGCCAGCCCCUCCUGCUGAAACGCAGCGUCCGCUACACCCAGAUAGCUGUCCACCGGGUCCAGGCUAUCCACAAACACUACAAUGUGCUCUUCAUUGGAACAGAUGACGGAAGACUCCACAAAGCCAUUAAUGUCAACAACAAGAUGCACAUCAUUGAAGAGAUUGUGCUCUUCACUGACCCCCAGCCUGUAGAACACAUAGAACUGGAGUCUGAGAAGGGCCUGCUGUUUGUGUCCUCCUACUCUGGCCUGGUGGAGGUCCCUGUGGCUAACUGCUCCAACUACCAGAGCUGUGGAGAGUGUGUCCUGUCCAGAGACCCUUACUGUGCCUGGACAGGGAGGCAGUGCCUGGAUGUCAGGCUGGCUCCACCAGAUAGCCACUGGCAGCAGGAUGUGGACGAGGCAGACACAUCAGUUAUCUGCAACAAGACACAGCCCAGCCCUCGCUUUGUUAAACCCCCACCCACACGGAUGUCUUCAUGCCAGGUGAUAAUGAUCCCAGCCAACACAUUCAAAGUGCUGCCCUGUAAGCUGCGCUCCAACCUGGCUGAGAGGAAGUGGGAGUACAGUGAGGGUGCAGGUCACUUCCUGUACCCCAGUCCUGAGGGAGGUCUAGUGGUGGUGGCCCAGGCUGACAGACAGGAGACCUAUGAGUGCUGGUCAGUGGAGGAGGGCUUCAGACAACUCCUGGCCAACUACUGUGUGAGAGGUGAGGCCAGACAGGAGAGCACCACCCUGAUUGGCCACUCACGCACCCCUUUGGUCCCCCAGGAGGAGCCAAUCAUCCUACCUGGAGAGACCCGCUCCCCACAGAUCAACACCAAGACCUACUGGAACGAGCUGAUCGUAGUGUGUGCCCUGCUGGGCUUCUCCCUGGUGGUCUUCUCCCUGUUUGUGGUCUACAGGAACCGUGACCGCAUGAAGUCCAUGCUGAAGGAAGGUGAGUGUCCUAACAUGCAGCAGAAGAUACCCAGGAUAGUGGGGAAGCCAGCAGAAAACUUGCCUCUGAAUGGCAACAACACAGUUCCAGCAGCUGUGUCAGACCACAAGGGUUACCAGACCCUCAAUGACAACUACAUCUGCAACACGCCGUCACAUGAAUGCUCAUCACCAGACAACAGCAAGAGCUUCUCAGAGUCAGAGAAGAGGCCUCUGAACUUGAAGGAGAGCACUGUAGAGAUCUCACACACCUGCCCGCGGCCUCGGGUGAGACUGGGCUCAGAGAUCAAAGACUCCAUUGUGUGAGGACGGCUUUGAUCAACUUGAGCAGGAGAUAAAACUGUAAUGCAGAGUGACUAACUUUGAACUGUAAGGAAAGAGGGGACUAUAAGUGAAAGAAAAGAAAAACACUGAAGGAGGGAACACCGUCAACCUCUUCGCAAAGAGGGACAUUUCAUUACACUGAUUUUGCACAUUUGCCUUUUUCAUUUUGUCCCUUUAGUCAGUUCUCAUUUCUUUGUUCAGUGACUCUUCUUUCUCUAGUGCAUCUGAAGCACAAUGAAGAGAAGCUGAUACAGAUUGCCUUCAGACUAUUGAAGCCGUGGAAUUAUGCUCAUGGUGGGUAUAGGACACAUACAGCUGAUAUUGUCCUUCUGUAACCAUUUGUAUAUGGUUUAGUCAUGUUUGUAUGCUUUGCCACAAAAUCCGUCCAAAUACUCUGUUGGCAUUGAAUUGAAAGUAGAGAGAUACUCUAUGGGUCAAGAACUGACCCUUAACUCUCCCACCUACAUCCAUAAGCAUUGGCUUGGCCCUGCACUGAGACAGACUCAGUGCAUGGAUAGCAGUGGAAUAAACAACCUGGUAUUCAAACAUUAGAUCAUUAGGCUUUAUGACUUAGUUAUAACAGCAAUUUUUUUACACCUUUAUUUAACUAGGCAAGUCAGUUAAGAACAAAUUCUUAUUUACAAAGACGGUCUACCGGGGAACAGUGGGUUAACUGCCUUGUUCAGGGGUAGAACAACAGAGGUUUACCUUGUCAGCUCGGGGAUUCAAUCCAGCAACCUUUCGGUUACUGGCCCAACGCUCUAACCACUAGGCUACCUGCCGCCCCUAUUAAUUUUAGGCAGUUUAAACUGUACAUAAACCUCAAUGCAGCAUAACCAGACAGACAUUAGAAUGGUAUCCACUGGUCAAGAGAAGGGCUAGCAGUACCAGAGAGACAUGGAGAGGAACCAAUGAGGAAUGAAUGAAAGAGGUAGUGACCACCUGGAAUGAGGUGAGGUUAAAACAGCACACAACAGAAUAACAUAACACUGGAGAGGUAUUGUUGAGGCCCACAGCUCUGCUCCACCAGAGUGGCACAGAUGGGGUUUGUAAGUCCCAACGUAUUGGAGGAUAUGGUGCCUAAGUUGUGUAAGAUUGACAUUCACAGGUUUGAAAUGUACUCUUGACAUUCGGGAAGACCCUAGACCAGGUAUUAACAUAUUGUUCAUUGUGGAGCAGACAGACUAUGCAAAGCACAUCAUGUGAAGUGGGGUGAAAGGUCACACCGAAAUCUGAUCUUGAGACUGCAAGCACAUUCUUAAUUACAGAGAAUGAGAGGCAUACUCACAUGCAAUUUAGUAUGCAAGUGAUUUUGAGCCAUUUCUGUGUCAUAGAGGCAUGGGAUGAGAUAAGACUAUCACUAGGCCUGGAGUUGAUGUAGCUAGGCUGAAGUCCCAGUAUAAAAUGGUUAAUGACUAGUUCAGAGUGCCAGUCAGGAACUGAUUCCUUCAAUCCAAAUUCAGUCACCAAGUUAAAGUGGGCUGAGACUAUAAAAACCUGUUCACCACAUUGUUUAGAUAGCUCUGUUCUGGUCCUGUUAUUCAGAGACCAGUAGACAGCAGAGUUUAGAAGAGCCAAAGGAAGAGUGGCAACAACAGAGAAUCAGCCAGUGGGCUAUGGAGCUCUUAGUGUCGUUGAUGUGACACGCCCAGAGGCAACCAAGCUCCUGCGUGUUCAUUUAUGUAAACAAAGUGAUUGUUGUGCCAAAAAUAACUUGUUUUUAAAUCAUGCAUCUUCUGUUUUCAUCCUAUCCAACACAACUGUCAUGUCAAAUCAAUGUCUUAUGUUUAAUGGGCCUGACUGAUUCAGCAUGUACUGUACUGAACAGUAUGUUCAUAGGCCAUUCAUAACGUAGUGCAUAUGAAAGCUGUCAUAGUUACAACCAUCACCUCUGGUUUAAUGACACUAAUGACUGUAAAAUGGGUUUUACUAACAUGGAGCGAAAGGUCACACAGCAGUUAUGGACCAGUCAAUGGAGGAAUGUGUGUGUUAAAAAAAACUACUAUAGAAACCGAUAUUGUUAAAGUAUAGAACCUGCAAAAUAUUUUAUCAUCCAAAAGCAAGGGCUUUAUUCAGGCAUUACAAUACCCAAUAACAGGUACAGUGCCUUGCGAAAGUAUUCGGCCCCCUUGAAUUUUGCGACCUUUUGCCACAUUUCAGGCUUCAAACAUAAAGAUAUAACACUGUAUUUUUUUUGGUGAAAAAUCAACAACA
Molecule: messenger RNA, 5316 nt
Organism: Oncorhynchus gorbuscha (pink salmon)
Lineage: Eukaryota; Metazoa; Chordata; Actinopteri; Salmoniformes; Salmonidae
Product: semaphorin-4B-like
Exons: 16
Coding region: 568-3084 (838 amino acids)
Biological process (GO): semaphorin-plexin signaling pathway; neural crest cell migration; negative regulation of axon extension involved in axon guidance
Molecular function (GO): chemorepellent activity; semaphorin receptor binding
Source: RefSeq, a predicted model, not a curated record